GUCUUUUUGUCGUCAUAUUAGUCUCAUUACCUCAGUGGAUCUCUGUGGAGCACAUGUUUGUUUCCUUAUAGCUUCACUUGUGCUUUACUGUCAGCUCACCUGAACCUGAAAAUCAUGGGUAGCUGGUGGAUGUGGCUGUGGCACCACAGAAACUUCCUCAUCAUCAUUGUCACUCCGCUCGCAAUCCUUCCCCUGCCACUCGUCAUCCCUACAUCGGAAGCAAGAUGUGGCUAUGCUAUCAUCCUCAUGGCUCUGUACUGGUGUACAGAGUGUAUGCCUCUGGCUGUGACUGCCCUACUGCCUAUCGUCCUCUUCCCGAUGAUGGGCAUCAUGAAGGCUGGAGAGGUCAGUAUUGAGUACCUGAAAGACUCUAACAUGCUGUUCAUUGGUGGCCUGUUGGUGGCCAUCGCAGUGGAGCGCUGGAACCUUCAUAAGCGCAUCGCUCUCCGAGUUCUGCUGCUGGUUGGCGUUCGUCCGGCUCUGUUAAUGAUGGGUUUCAUGAUCGUCUCGUCCUUCCUGUCCAUGUGGAUCAGCAACACGGCCACCACGGCCAUGAUGCUGCCCAUCGCCCAGGCCGUGCUGGAGCAGCUGAAGGCCACAGAGAUGCGGGCGGACGAACAAGAUUUCCAGGCUGCAGCCGAGGACAACCACGCGUUUGAGCUCGAGACCAGACCAACUAAACUGGGAGCGACGGACGAGAAAGAGCCAGACACCAAAGCUCAGCCGGAGGACAGAGUGUAUGAACACGAUUGGAGUCCAGAGUCACUGCGGGAGUCUAAGAGAAGAGCGAUGGACUCGAAGUAUGAGUACCUGACCAAAGGGAUGAGUCUGAGUGUGUGUUACUCUGCCAGCAUCGGCGGCACGGCCACGCUCACCGGUACAACCCCUAACAUCAUCCUCAAGGGUCAAAUCGACAAGCUCUUCCCUGGGAAUGGUGAUGUGAUCAACUUUGCCAGCUGGUUUGGCUUCGCGUUUCCCAACAUGGUGCUCAUGCUGGUGUUGACCUUUCUCUGGCUUCAGUUUCUGUUCCUUGGCUUCAACCUGAAGCAGUCAUUCGGCUGCGGCAUUAAAACCGACCGAGAUAAGGAGGCGUACACGGUGAUGAAGCAGGAGUACAACAAGCUGGGGCGCAUGACGUUUGCUCAGUGGGCGGUGCUCAUCAUCUUUGUCCUGCUGGUAGUCCUGUGGUUCACCAGGGAGCCGGGCUUCAUAGACGGCUGGGCAACAGUGCUCUUCAAUAAGGGGGGACCGUUUGUGUCAGAUGGAACCGUCGCUAUCUUAAUGUCGAUGCUCUUCUUCGUCAUCCCCUCCCAAAUGCCCAAGCGUGGAGGCUACGGUACCGAUGACAAAGGUAAGAUGGUGAACGCUCCCCCCACUCUGCUAAACUGGGAGGUCGUCCACGAGCGAAUGCCCUGGCACAUCAUCCUGCUGCUGGGAGGAGGCUUCGCUCUGGCUGCUGGCAGUGAGGAGUCAGGUCUUUCCAAGUGGCUGGGAGCGAGCUUGGCACCUCUGGAGAAAAUUCCUGCCUACGCUAUCACGAUGCUGCUCAGCCUGCUGGUGGCGACGUUUACCGAGUGCUCCAGUAACACAGCCACCACCACCCUGUUCCUGCCCAUCCUGGCCUCAAUGGCCGUAGCUAUUAAGAUACACCCGCUGUACGUGAUGAUUCCCUGCACCAUCGCUGCCUCUCUGGCCUUUAUGCUGCCUGUGGCCACACCACCCAACGCCAUCGCCUUCGCUUUUGGAAAACUCAAAGUCAUGGACAUGGUGAAAACCGGCUUCAUGCUGAACAUCAUUGGGAUUUUGACCGUUAAUUUAGGCAUCAACACCUGGGGAUAUGCCAUGUUUGACAUGGGCACCAUACCUUCUUGGGUCAACAUUACAGAGAGCCAACCUUGAGUGAGGGAGGAUAGAGAGAGAUGGAGAAAGAGAAUGACACACAAGUGUUUUUAAAAGCCUCUGUCUUCAAAUUUCAAGUGUUUCUCUACUAAAUAGCCUAAAAUAUUAUCAUUAUUAAAAUAUAAUAUUAUUAAAAUAUAAUAACUAAAUAAGCAACAAAGUUUAUUAAAAAACUUUGACUAUUAUAGAAGGAGAGGAGAAAUAAGGGGAGUAAAUCAAUGGUUGGUUACAGUAAAUGUUGUAAAGAAAAUAAAGUUUAAAGAUUAUUCAAAAUAAAAUACCAUUUAGACCACGUUUCACUUAGCAGCGGUGCUCACAUACAAACCUGUAUGACAAUAAAAGGAGACCUUGGUAAGAAAAACAGUGAUUGGUUUACAACCAAAUCUGCGAUAAGCUAUCAUUAGCUAUAUCUAUUAUUAGACAGACCCUCCCCUGUUAGUAUUCAGUAUUUCCUCAUGUCACUCCAGUGACAGAACAAAAUAAUGGAGGUCACUUCCUUGUACAAACUUCCCUGAAUGUGAUGUCAUCUCAUUGAUCUAUUUAUCACUCAUAACAAAUGAUGCAAAGAUGCAGCACACUGUGUGUUUGAGUGAUUAUUUAAACUGUGAUUAGUAUUUACGGGAAAUAUGAAAAUGAGCUGAAUUAAUUGUAUCAGUUGAUUUAACUUAUUACUGAGGUCCUUUUGUUGGACCUUAAGUCUUUGUUUUAUUGUUGCACGUUUUAUUAUCAGUGUUUUUGUCACACUGGUUUAUGAACAAGCAUUUACUUUACAUUUCUUAACUGUUGGUGAUUAUUUGUAAUCCUUCAGGAGACAUUUUUAAUCCUAAAUUGGGAAUAUGUUCUCUACAUGAAUACGGGUUAAAGCUAUUAAAAGAAUUUAAUUGAUAUUUUUGGAAAUACGCGUAUUUGUUUUCAUGCAUACGAUAAAUGUGAAACUACAGCCAGCAGCUGGUUAUCUUAAAUUAAUACACAGUUUGUUGAAUACUCGAUUCUGAUUGGUCAAUCACAGCGUUCUACGGUCUGUAAUUUCUUUAUAACAGACUGUUGUUA
Molecule: messenger RNA, 2949 nt
Organism: Sebastes umbrosus (honeycomb rockfish)
Lineage: Eukaryota; Metazoa; Chordata; Actinopteri; Perciformes; Sebastidae
Product: solute carrier family 13 member 2-like
Exons: 13
Coding region: 115-1899 (594 amino acids)
Biological process (GO): monoatomic anion transmembrane transport
Cellular component (GO): membrane
Molecular function (GO): transmembrane transporter activity
Source: RefSeq, a predicted model, not a curated record